AUGUCAGCGUCGGAAUCGGAGUCAGGUAGUGCUGAGUUACUGGAUGCGACUCCUGCUGCUUCAACCUCCCGGCGCAGCAACCGAAUCGCAGCCCAGAGUGAGUCCGCCUCUCAGAUCAGGGAGACGCUAAGGGCUAGGGGAAUUACUCCGGCCCCGGGCCUGGAGCUUUCGCAGCUCCAAGAUCUGGCCAGCAACGGUGUGGUCUGCGAAACUCCGGUUCGGGUUCAACGCCCCGCAUCCUCUGGCCCCGCAGCUGCUCCGGGUCGGAAACGCACGAGGAAAACACACCAUCUUGCUCCUCAAGCCAAGCGUAAGCGAGCCUCGGCUGUCUCUGCUCCUCCUGACCAUCCAGAUGCUGCUCUCCAUGCACCAGAUGUCGCCCUCACAUCUACCCUUCAGUCUCUGGUAAACAGCAUGAAUGCAAUUGAUGCCCGCCUCCAGUGCCUGGAGAACGCCCAAGCCUCAUCCUCCUCCUCUGCCAUGUUUUCUGUCCCGCCAUUGCUGCACCCACCGGCGCCGGUAAUGGCCCCGGCACCGGUUCCUCAGCCAUCCUCAUCCUUCGCAACAGCCCCUGACGUGCCUCAGCAUUCCCUGGCCUCCGCUGUCCCCGCACCGACAAUAGGGUUCCGGGUGGGGGUCGUCUCGUCCCUUUCCUCCUCAUACGUCUCCAAAAAUCUUCAGUCCGCGAUCCAAGAGCCAGACUUAGUAUCUCAGUUACUUAAGAAAGAGCUCGAUAAAGGUUAUCUAAUUGGCCCAUUCAACUCGUCUCUGUUUCCCGUGUUUCGCACUAGCCCAGUGGGAAUAGCCACGAGAAAAUACUCCGGCAAAAAACGUCUAAUAGUCGACCUCUCGGCUCCUCGCUCCGGUCCAGUCCCAAGCAUUAACAGUCUCAUUCCUCCCGCACCUUUCUCUCUUCACUACUCCACUGUUGACAAUGCUAUCAAGCUUAUCAAGCUAUCCGGCCAGGGCGCAUGGCUUUCAAAAGCCGACAUCACCGAUGCUUUCAAAAUCUGCCCAAUCCAUCCCUCGCAGUGGCAUCUGUUCGGUCUCAAGUGGGAAUCCAAGCUGUAUUUUGCAGUGCGCCUCACGUUCGGUUGUAGGAGCAGUCCUUCCAUUUUCAAUCAGGUUUCCGAAGCCCUCUGCUGGAUAUUUUUAAACCGAGUCAGAGUUCCCUCUUUGCUUCACUUCCUGGACGAUUUUCUGCUAAUAGAUCCCCCGCAUGACAAUUCCGGCUCCUCGCUGUCCAAAUUGAAACUCCUGUUCCAAUAUCUGGGCGUCCCCCUCUCCGACGAGAAAACCAGUGGUCCAGCUACGCGCCUCGAGUUCUUAGGCAUUACUCUAGAUACAGUGGAAAUGAAAGCUUCUCUUCCAGCUGAGAAACUCGAACGCAUUCGCGAAAUAACCCACUCAGUCACGGCAUAUCAAGAAAUAACAAAACAGCAAAUGCUCUCUCUCCUCGGCCACCUAAAUUUCGCGAUGCGCGUGGUCCCUCAGGGUCGCUCGUUCAUUUCCAGACUGCUGGACAUGGCUGCGUCCGUGCCAAAUCUGCGUGACAAAAUCCUAUUGGAUGAUGGUUGCCGCUCCGAUUUGAAAUUUUGGUCGCAUUUGCUGAACCACUGGAACGGCGUGUCAUUCUUCUAUGAUGAUUUAGUAUAUUCAUCUGACUCGCUCAAAUUCUUCACAGAUGCCGCGCCCUCCGUGGGUUUUGGGGGCUAUUUUCAGGGCCAGUGGUUUGCCAGCAGAUGGCCCAAGUCCUUCCCUAAGGUCGAUUCCUCUUCAGCCCUGUAUGAAAUCUAUCCCAUUGCGGUAGCAUGCCACGUGUGGGGGAAAUCCUGGAAACGCAAACGCAUCGCUGUUCAGUGCGACAACGAGGCAGUAGUAGGCAUCAUCAAUAAAGGCCGUUCAGCCAGUCGCGAAAUCAUGCCAUUCAUGAGAUCCAUUACCUGGCUGUCCGUCACCCACAAUUUCAUUAUUACUGCCCGUCACGUGCCAGGCCGUGCUAACGUCAUUGCUGACUCCCUAUCCCGUUUUAAUUUCCAGGUUUUCAAGACUCUUUGCCCAGAAGCCAGCCCGACACCCACUGCAGUUCCUCCUCUAGAGGCACUAGCCCUCCACUAA
Molecule: messenger RNA, 2118 nt
Organism: Myripristis murdjan (pinecone soldierfish)
Lineage: Eukaryota; Metazoa; Chordata; Actinopteri; Holocentriformes; Holocentridae
Exons: 2
Coding region: 1-2118 (705 amino acids)
Source: RefSeq, a predicted model, not a curated record